Brassica oleracea var. oleracea is the source of this 895-nucleotide messenger RNA. RefSeq lists its product as uncharacterized. Lineage: Eukaryota; Viridiplantae; Streptophyta; Magnoliopsida; Brassicales; Brassicaceae. The transcript has 2 exons. The record is from RefSeq and is a predicted model, not a curated record. The coding region runs from base 155 to 643 and encodes 162 amino acids.
CGAAAAGGCCUAAAACAAAGUUAUCAAGUCCAAUAGCUUUAAAACGACAGCGUUUUCACUUGAGCGUUUCUGUGUUAGUCUGAUGUCGUUGAGCUCAGCUCAUUGAUCAUCGUGCAGAAGCUUGGUCCUCGACUCCUGGCUCUUGGAGAAGAAGAUGGUGCGGAAACAGUUUCAACAGGCUAAAACGGGAGUAGAGGCAUUGAAGGCAAUGGAUGCAAACAAGUACCUGAAGAAGGUUGGAUUAGGGCGUGAUGAUAUGUUCUUUUGGAAACAAGUGGGGAAAGCAUUGCUAUGCACCUACACAAUCUUCGGCAUGGCGUGGUUAUACAACGAAACGUCUCCUUUAGGGUGGUGGACGCUGAAGCCGAGACCAAAGGAGGAGAGAGAGUUGGCUCAUUUGUAUGAACGGCGUGAGUUUCCUUAUCCAGGUGAUACAGAGGCCAUGGAGGAUUUUGUUGCAAAGGGAGGGAUGAUCGGCACGGCUAUUGGGCCUAAAGGGGUUGUUGAGUCUGAAGGUGAAGGUGAUAAUUACCAGAAAGAGAUGGAGAAGAAGAAGUUUGACAAAGAGGCUCAGAAACUGUGGCUGAGGAUGAGGAAUGAGGUUAUGACUGAGCUUCAAGAGAAAGGGUAUGAUCUUGAGUAAGGUACACAAAGAGUUGUGAUACAAUAAAUUUGUGUAAAUUAGGCUGUGUGUAGGUUGAACUAUUGGUACAAGUAUCUCUAUUAGAGGAAAGUACAAAACUUUAUAUGGCUCAUCUGUGUUCUACGGUGCCAUUGAUGUUUUAACUCUUGGGAAGUAGCUGUUGUCGGCUUGAUUCAUCUUUUUGGCGUAUACCCUCUGGAAUAUAACUUGAUGCUUUAUGCACUCGUAUUCAAUACCAUGAGAUUGAAACUA